GCACCGCCUCUGCCAACUUGUACUGCACGUUUUCUGGAAACAAGUCACUCAGGCCGCUGGAACUUUGGAUCUAUGACUGGAUGUAAGCCGCCAUCUCCCCCGAUAAACUGCGAUGUAGUCGGGGCUCACUUGAGCUGACCCCAACACGUUUUAGCAGCCUGUUGGACUGGCUGGAAGCCUUCACUUCUCGCUAUUGCUGAAAUAUACUGCGAUGUGGACGAGCUGCGCUUUUCUGCUGGCGUGUUUGAGCGUCGUCUGCCGUGGAAACCCGCACAAAUGUGACGAAGUGCGCAAAGUUUUUCAGCUCCGGCAAAUUGGACCCAACCAGAUGCUGCCUUUGAGUCCCACGCCAGGCUCAGAUCUUCAAGUAUGCAGGUCUAAAGGUCAGACCUGCUGCACCAGAAAAAUGGAGGAGAGGUACCAGAUAGCAGCACGGAAGGACAUCGAAAACCUCCUACAGACUUCUAGCUCCAGCCUGAAGUUUCUCAUCUCGCGCAAUGUGGCUUCUUUUCAAGGAACCUUUGAGGUUUUGAGGAGACUGGCAGAGAACCACACCAAUGCUCUUCUGCGGGAGUCCUAUGGCAAUAUGGCAGAUCAGACAGAAGGUCCUGUGCAGGAACUCUUCACUGACAUUAGUCUGUUCUUGCUUGGGUCUGAGCUCAACGUUGAGGACUUUGUCCAAAGAUUUUUUGAUGGCCUCUUCCCGAUCGUAUACAAUCGUUUCAUCAACCCAGGCCUCACCGACCUAUCAGCAGGCUACAGUGAGUGCCUGAGGUCAUCAAGCCGUGACGUGAAGCCAUUUGGUGGGACGCCUUCUUUAAUGGCUGAUCAGAUUGCUCGCUCUGGGUUCUCUGGCAAGGUUCUCCUCCAAGCUUUGCACCUGGGCAUUGAAGUCAUAAACACCACAGACCACUUGCAGAUGAGCCGCGAGUGCAGAAAGGCCUUGCUGAAGAUGCAUUACUGUCCCCACUGCCAGGGCUUAACUGAGUCCAAACCCUGCAUGGGGUACUGCCUCAACGUGAUGCGGGGCUGCUUGGCAAGCAUGGCCGAAAUUGACAUCCACUGGAGGGAGUUUGUCCACUCACUAGAGGACUUGUCAGCUCGGAUGCACGGACCUCACGAUUUGGAGCAAGUGCUUCUGGGAAUUCAUACGCAAAUGCACGACGCUCUUGGACAUGCUCAAAGAAAUGGACCCCGUAUUUCGGCACAGGUGCACAGACUGUGUGGGCCGCCCAGCAGGAAGGCUUUGCAGACCUCCAGCAUCCAGCUUGGCAGCAGAGAAUCAUUCCACUUUAAAACUGCAACCAAAGCAUUGGGCGACUCACUCGCCGUCAAGAGAAGGGACUUUCUGAAUAGUCUCCGACUCUCCCGGACGUACUACGGUGGCCUUGCGGAUCAGUUGUGUGUCAGCGAGCUGGCCUCUGACGACGGGCUGUUCUGCUGGAAUGGAACCGACAUUGUGAAAAGCUACACUCUGCGCGUGGUGGGAAAUGGUAUCAAGGCUCAAGCUGCGAACCCUGAGGUCAAAGUGAAAGGAGCUGACUCCGUGAUCCAUCAAAUCAUUGACAAGCUAAAGCAUAUCAAUCAGCUGCUGCAAGGAAAAUCUAUUCCUAAACUGGGCACGCUGGACCAAAUUGAAACAGGAAGUGGGAAUGCAGAAGGACCGUACAGCGGCGACUGUGACGAUGAGGACGGCUGUGAUGGGUCAGCUGAUGGAGAGAUCAAGAAGAACAUCCAGAGUGUCUCCAAAUUGAAUCCUGAUGUGUCCAGUGACCACAAUCACAAUCAUCAUCCACCUGGAAAGGAUUACAAGGUUAAGGUCCCAUCCAGGAGCAUCAGACUGACCGGAUCCAUUUUUGUUACAAUGUUGGCUUGGUUAUAUGUGCCCCUGGCACUAUAAUGGUUGAGGUGUUCAACUUGAAACUUGAUUCUAACCUUAUUUAUCAAAGGAAGACAUACACGAUGAUCCUCUAAAAAGCAAUGGAGCACCAGUUCCACACAGUUGGGGACACUCACAGGAGUUACAACAAAUAUAAAGACAUUGCCUCAUAUUCUCCUGCUUUCAUUAACUGAAGAUUAGUUUGUAAAAUGCCAAUCUAUAUUUAUGUCUAUAAUAACUACAGUAUAUUUUGUCAAAUGUAUUGAUUUAACUAUAUUUCUGCACACAAAAUACAUGGUCUGUACAUAUACAAAUAUGCAGACGCAUCCUUGCUUUUAAUCGAUGUCUGCACAGUAUACGUUUAAUUUAAAUGAUCUGCUGUAAAAGCAAUUAGAAAAAUAAUCAGAUUUGAAUGAUUCUUGAAGAUACUUUCAGAGUUUCAUUUUGCUAGUAAUUCACUGUAACGUUUGAACAGCACAUUUUAUAAUUACUGUACAUAUACACUCCGUUUGCCAUAUCAAAAUUGUAACAAUGAGAGCAUGAUGAAAGGAGCGAAAAGUGUAUUACAUCUGCAGUACUUCUUUUCAUUUCUAAAAUAGAUUUAGAAAGAAAUGAAGUUCCACAGUCUUUCAGACCCUGGGAGGGAGCCGUUAGCUCCUGGAGUGUCUGGGAAAGAACAAGCCAAUCUGUUCAACCAGUUACUUGACUAUACAUAUGGAUGCAAUAUGCAAGUUGUACUGUAGAUCGUGAGCUGCUGGAAUGUUUGCCUCAGGAGAAACAAGAAAUGAUUUUCACAAAUGCCAUGGAUGUUGGGUGAAUGGCCAGGACAAUUUGGCUGUACAGUAUGAGACGUAUUAAAUACAGAACUAACUAAAUAUGUCCACGCAGUACACUAUCAGUCUGCCUCCGACCCACUCAAUUCCGCCAAAAAUGCGUGAGACCAGCUGUGCCAGAAGUUAGACAUUCUCUGAGCAGGUGUAGGUUUUGCCAGACUCUGUGCCACCAAAUUGUCACUUGUACAAGGACACUCUGAUUGCCCCAUAGCUUGAUAAAUCCUCCCCCUUGACAACAAUUUUUGCGCAACUUGGAUGAAUGUACAGACACUGGGAUAUCCUUUCUCAGUUUCUGUGUAGAGGUUUGUGUGUACCAACAGUCAUUUCACACGUUCAAUAAUAAUAAGCCGUGGUUCACUACCACAUUAAGCAACUUAGCCUACUGAAGUGGGGAUAUUGUCGUGUAUAUUUUUGCUAGAAUACCAGCUGACUAAAGAUUUACCACUAACAACUCUAAAUCAUUCUGGGAUGCAUGACUAAUCGCUAACCAAUUACAAACAAGCCCCUCCCCACCACAAUCUGAAAACAACAUAGAACUAGCUAACAAUUUGAACACCUUCUAGAGCAGAUUUAGAAAGGACACUUUCUCACCUCACACUCACCCGUCUCUGACUCCCCCCCUCCUGCAUUGACCAUCCACCAACAAGUGAGACGUAUCUUCAAACAACAAAACAUCAACAAAGCGGCAGCCUCAGACCUUGUUGUGUCUGCAUCUUGCCUCAAAGUAUGUGCUGACCAGCUCACUCCAAAGAGGUCUAGAUCUCUCCACGGCACUCUCUUGGCAGAACGAAGAGGCUUGAGGAGGCACUGCUCCCAACCAGCGAGUGUUGACUGCUCCAAAAGAGGGCAAAGUCUGGCCAGCUUUCAUCUUUAUGUUAGACGUACUACAAGAGCUUGCUUGUGAUCAAGCUAGGCUUAGUCAUCUCAUGUUUA
Messenger RNA from Syngnathoides biaculeatus (alligator pipefish), 3645 nucleotides. It is a transcript of the gene gpc5a, whose product is annotated as glypican 5a. Gene Ontology annotation, cellular component: plasma membrane; extracellular region; cell surface. The record is from RefSeq and is a predicted model, not a curated record. Lineage: Eukaryota; Metazoa; Chordata; Actinopteri; Syngnathiformes; Syngnathidae. The coding region runs from base 212 to 1900 and encodes 562 amino acids. The transcript is spliced from 9 exons. Gene Ontology annotation, biological process: cell migration; positive regulation of canonical Wnt signaling pathway; regulation of protein localization to membrane.